ACCCAAGGGUCAAAGAUACUUACCAGAGUAGAAGCAGAACUCAUGCGGUGCGCCGGAUAAGAUGCCAGGUCUUCAUCAUCCCUGUACCUGCAAGUCCCUCAGGUUCUCGAACUUCUCCUGCUCACUUAAUUUCACAAAGACUACAAUGCCAAGUAUCCAUGGAUGUCUCUUUUCAGUAAACCCAACCUUUUUUCCUGUUUCCAUUACCGUGACUCCUGAGUGUUCAGCUUUCUCCUCGAAUUCUCUGAUUUGGAAAAGAACCCAGGUUCCCUUUUGCUCCUCCAAUGAAGACUACAUGAAAUUUGGAGGUACCCAUGUUUCGAAUAUACCCGAAAACGAGAGAUUUCAGGAAAUGAAAGAGCUUGAAUUGCUGGGUAAGCCUUCGCCACUACCUGUAAAUGGUGGUUCUGUGACAGAUAUGGAUUCGGGGUCUCAGAAACUCGAUAAAGAUGAUGACUUGGCUCCUUUCCUUAAAAUUUUCGAGGAUGGAGAUUCUGGUGAAGUGAGUGACUCAGAAGUGACUAAAGGGGAGGAGUCGCAGAAGGUCACUGUCGAGUAUUACGAGCCAAAACCUGGUGAUUUGGUAGUGGGUGUUGUUGUGUCGGGUAAUGAGAAUAGGCUUGAUGUGAACGUCGGUGCUGAUCUUCUGGGGGCAAUGCUGACUAAGGAAGUGCUCCCUCUCUCUGAUUCAGAGCUCCCCUAUCUGUUAUGUGAUAUGGGAAAGGAUGCUGAGGAGUUUAUGGUUCCUGGGAAGAUGGGGAUUAUCAGGGAUGAGGAUGCAUUGAGUGGGGAACCCGUACCAGGGAGGCCGGUUGUUGACGUAGGUACAGUUAUUUUCGCUGAGGUCCUCGGCCGAACACUUAGUGGACGGCCUUUGCUCUCCACAAGGCGGCUCUUUCGACGGAUUGCAUGGCAUCGAGUGAGGCAGAUAAAACAGCUCAAUGAACCUAUUGAGGUUAGAAUUACAGAGUGGAAUACAGGUGGCCUUCUUGCAAGAAUUGAGGGAUUGCGAGCAUUCCUUCCUAAAGGUGAGUUGAUGAGUAGACUUAACACCUUCACAGAUUUGAAAGAAAAUCUGGGACGGCGAAUGUAUGUGGUGAUUUGUAGGAUAGAUGAAGCAACUAAUGAUUUAAUAAUCAGUGAGAGAGAAGCUUGGGAAAUGUUGCACCUUCAAGAUGGAACAGUUCUAGAUGGCACUGUUAAGAAAAUUUUACCGUAUGGGGCACAAAUAAGGAUAGGUGAGACCAAUAGAAGUGGGUUGCUGCAUAUCUCAAGAAUAACACGUGGCCGAGUUGGUUCUGUCAGUGAUUUUCUAACAGUGGAUGAAAAGGUGAAAGUUUUGGUGGUGAAGUCAACAAUUCCGGAUAAAAUAUCGCUAAGUAUAGCAGAUCUUGAAAGUGAGCCUGGCCUAUUUCUGUCAAAUAAAGAGAAAUUAUUUUCUGAGGCUGAAGAGAUGGCUAAAAAGUACAGGCAAAGGCUACCAGUUGUUUCUGCAACUCGUAAGAUAGAUGACCUUCCAACCGAUGUUCUUCUAUUUGAUGACGGAGCAAAAUUAUAUUCAAACUGGAAGUGGUUCAAAUUUGAACAACUCAAUGAUAUGAACUGACCAAUGAGGAAGCUUGUUUGUGAGAUAGUGAGCUGGAAAUGGGAGGUGCUCAGCAAUGCUGCCUAAAGAUGACUGAAGUAUCCUGAAAGUGGUGCAAACUUGGGUGUUUUAAGUUUUUCUUCAUUAAAUGGCAACUGAAAAUCAAUGGAAGCAAUUGAUUUGCUCUUUUCAUCACAUCCAAUUCCCUUUGUUUUGAGUUGUGAGACGUGAAAUGUCAAAAUUUUGCAUUUACUCUAUAUGCGAUUGCUGUAUUAAGAAUGCUCAA
Messenger RNA from Macadamia integrifolia, 1871 nucleotides. Its product is annotated as protein PIGMENT DEFECTIVE 338, chloroplastic-like. The record is from RefSeq and is a predicted model, not a curated record. The transcript has 8 exons. Gene Ontology annotation, molecular function: RNA binding. Gene Ontology annotation, biological process: RNA stabilization. The coding region runs from base 62 to 1606 and encodes 514 amino acids. NCBI's taxonomy places the organism in Eukaryota, Viridiplantae, Streptophyta, Magnoliopsida, Proteales, Proteaceae.